Messenger RNA from Saccharomyces eubayanus, 459 nucleotides. It is a transcript of the gene TCA17, whose product is annotated as Tca17p. The coding region runs from base 1 to 459 and encodes 152 amino acids. The transcript has a single exon. Lineage: Eukaryota; Fungi; Ascomycota; Saccharomycetes; Saccharomycetales; Saccharomycetaceae. Gene Ontology annotation, biological process: endoplasmic reticulum to Golgi vesicle-mediated transport. The record is from RefSeq and is a predicted model, not a curated record.
AUGAGUCUAAUUCCCUGCUUCGUAUCAUUGAUAGACGAACUUGAUAAACCUAUACUGAUUUAUGUUCCCAAUGAGACCGAAAAUGAGUUGAAUGAUGUUCUGAAGUAUAACGUCCUUUCUAAUAUAUCAUUGGACUAUUUUGAGAGCCCUCUAAUUACCUGGACUUCCUUGGAUUCCAAACCUUUGUUAAAAUCGAUCUUCCAAUUGGAAGGCGUCUCUGUAUUUGGCAUGUUAAUCAAACAGACAGGGUUGAAGAUCGUCAUUGGGUUUGAACAGAAUGCCUUGAAUGGUGGUGAUGAUGAAUUGAAGCAAAUUGGCCAAAUCUUCGAAUCCGUCAGAAAAAUUUACGUACGGGUUAAGUGUAAUCCAUUAGUUACCAAUGGCGACGAAAUCUCUACCGUGGAAAGUCUGGAAAGGAAAUUCGAUGAAUUAUUCAUCUCAACUGAAGUUGAGUUAUGA